This is a messenger RNA of Gadus chalcogrammus (walleye pollock), 3091 nucleotides long. Its product is annotated as cadherin-7-like. The record is from RefSeq and is a predicted model, not a curated record. The transcript has 7 exons. Lineage: Eukaryota; Metazoa; Chordata; Actinopteri; Gadiformes; Gadidae. The coding region runs from base 1 to 1515 and encodes 504 amino acids. Gene Ontology annotation, molecular function: calcium ion binding; cadherin binding. Gene Ontology annotation, cellular component: plasma membrane; adherens junction; catenin complex. Gene Ontology annotation, biological process: cell morphogenesis; homophilic cell-cell adhesion; adherens junction organization.
AUGUGCUCCCUGGCCAUCACCGCGACGACCGUGAUGACAAUGACGCUGAAGCCUCUAGACUACGAGACCAAGAGCCGCUUCGUCAUGGCGGUGGAGGCGGACAACGUGGUGGUGGACGAGCGCUUCCUGAGCGCCGACGAGGCGCGCGACCGGGCCACCGUCAAGGUCUUCGUGGAGGACGUGGACGAACCGCCCGUUUUCGGCGCCGACGUCUACGAGUGGAGGGUGCCGGAGAGCGCCGGGGUGGGCACCGAGGUGGGGGUCGUGAGCGCGAGGGACACGGAUACACGGAACAAUCCUGUCAGAUAUUCAAUUGAGAGACACAGCGGUAUCAGAAAAGCUUUCAAAAUAGACCCAAACAAUGGCUCCAUGACGCUCUCCCAGCCGCUCGACCGGGAGGCCUCAAAUUGGCACAAUGUGACGGUUGUAGCCACCGAGACAAAGCAGAGCUAUUUAUUCUCGGCGGCGGUGGUGUUCAUCAAGGUGCUGGACGUGAAUGACAACGCUCCGGCGCUGGCCAGUGAUUACCGGCCGUAUAUCUGCGAGGGGACUCCGGCGGGAGAGCUGAUCCAGUUGCUGGAUGCGGUGGACCCUGACGACCCGCCGGAGGGACAUCACUUCUACUUCUCCAUGGUCCCAGAUGCGCACAUCAAUCCCAACUUUACCAUCAGAGAUCACCAAGACAACACGGCCAGCAUCGUGAGCCGCCGCAGCACCUUCACCCGCAAGGACCGCGCCCACUACCUGCUGCCGGUGGUGGUGGCGGACAGCGGUGUGCCCCCGCUCACCAGCACCAGCACCCUGACCGUCACCGUGUGCGGCUGCAGCCCCGCGGGCCACUGCCCCCUGGGGGGUGCCGGCGUGGAGGCCCGUGCCCUCUCCAUGGGCACCAGCCUCAAAACCCUGCUGGGCGUGCUGGUGUGCCUGGCCACGCUCUCAGCGCUCUCCGUCCUCACCCUGGGGGUGAGGAGGAGGAGGAGGCGCAGGAGGAAGCAGCAGGAGGUGUCCGGGAUGGCGGAGGACGUCGACGGGGAAGACCUGGAGCUCCCAGACCAGGUGUCCCAGAAGGUGCUGCGCUACGGCGAGCCGAGGGCCCCGGGGCCCCAGCUGGCCUCCACCCCCUACAUCUCCUCCCCCUGCUCCUCCCCCUCCUCCCCGCCGUCAGUCCCGCUGCGGCCCCACCCCAGGCGGCGGGACAGGAAGCUGCGGCGGGCGGAGGUGGCGGCCAGCAUACGCAUGUCCCUGCGACACUCGCACCUGAUUGGCCCCGAGGACGAGGUGUUCCGGCAGUUCAUCUUCGACCGGCUGGACGAGGCCGACCGGGACCCGUACGCCCCGCCCUUCGACUGCCUGCGGACGUACGCCUUCGAGGGGGCGGGCUCCGACGCCGGCUCCCUCAGCUCCCUGGACUCCUGCGGGCUGGCCGACUUCGGGCCCGAGCCGCCGGCGGGCCGGCCCAGACCCUUUGUGGUCCCGCUGACGCCCUGGUACGGGUCGGAGGAGGACACCUUCUGAAGGCCCCACAGGUGGAGAGUCUGUCUUUGUGUGUGUUUGACUUUGAUUACGAUCGCAAUCUUUAAAGGGACUUCACCGGCCCCGUGUCUAGACGGCCACAUAGCGAACCCCCCCCAAAGACUUCCCUAAAGACCUUGUUUCAGCUGGAGUUUGAACACUAUGAGAUUGAAUAAAUGAGGACUGAGAGAUCUUUGGAGGAGGGCGGCGUGUCACGACCCAUUGCAACUUUGUGAUACUUUUUCGUACCGUCGUUGGGUAUGAGUGAUGUAGUGAGCGAUGUUGGGUAUCAAAUGCACCAGUCACUGUAGUGUUACACUGGGAAGCUUAACCCCCUAGCGUUCUACUAUCGUGGGCCGGGACGCCCAACCAUCUCUAGGCCGCAUAAACCAUCAAAAUCAACGUCUUGUUUCAGAACAACCCUCCAUACAUCUGCAUUCACACAAACCAAGGCGUUGUACAAUUAGUGUCUGAGCAGCUUAACCCUUUCUCAGUCAGCCCUCACAGAGCUCAACACACCCACCAACACAUCGCCGCUGUCGUACCUCGGUCGUACCUUGGUCGGGACGUCGAUGAGUUUACACCUCAGCGUCACAAAAAGACGUGCGUUACUAUAGGUCUGAAUAAGAGUGGGGUUAUCAGGUAGUCUUUAAGGUAGGCAUAAACUUAGGAUUUUACCAGCUUUCUCGAAAAUAAAGUCUUGUUUUUAGGAACUGAGAUAAAAUGGCAUGGAUUACUUUGUUCAUGAUCACCAGAAAAACUAAGUUUUAAGAAAGAAAACGUUGCUGUGCUUACUAGCCCUUUAAGGACAGUGGGUAACAACUCCAAAACUCAAACUAAUAAUAGAACACUGGUCAGGGAUCCCUUGUCCAGUGAACUCUGCCGGUGUGAUAGGCAUGAUUGUAAAAACGACGAGACAUAUUGUCUGUUCAAUGUCUCCGAUCAUCAUGAUCGAUCGAUCGAUACAUUCUUAGAAACCCUCUCUGCUACUCUCUGUAGCUUCCGUCAUCAGCAGAAAAUAGAUCCAAGCACUCUGUUAAUACACUGAACACAAAGGUACACUAACCAGGCUGUAGGACUUGCAGUAUUUCGUGUUGUAAGCAUUUUAUACUAUUAUGCAUACUAUUAUAUAUACUAUUUUUGUUGACGUAUUUUGUGUAACAAAUUUUACAGUCUAUACAUUUGUAUGAAAAUGAAUAAUAUUUCAACCAACCUUUUGGUGUCUGCCUGUGUCUAGCGAUGGUUUGGGAAGUGACCUUGUUAUGGCAGCCAUUUACAGAGUGAACAACCAGGCUUCAAUAGAUGUUGAAUUGAUUAGCGUUUUAUUAAUGCAGUUUAAUCAUUCAUGAAUGCAAAAAGAGAUUUUUCCAUUAAUGUAGUUGAAUGAAAUUCAGUCUUUUGAGUCAAAGGGCUGAACACAUUUCGUCUUCAAGGACACGCACAAUCAUUUAACUCAUGUGUAUUUAUGUUUUAUUGGGAGAUUUUAUUGGACUGAUACCAACGCAAGCCCCUUGUGGUUCCCAGAAUGGGAUAAAUAUGUUUUGGGGGAGGGAGGAGUUGCCGGUGAAUAAAACGCAUA